AUGAAGCGUCUAAAGGAUAUUCGCCGGGUAAAAAACGGUUUCAUCUCCGACUGGAUGCCCAGCGGCUAUCGCGAUGUCAAGGUCAACCCCGUUGUAAACGAUCAUCUGUGCGAGAUUCAGCUACACUUGCAACGGUUCUACAACUUGAAGAGCGGCCAGCAUGCUGUGUAUGAGUGGGCGCGGGAGCUCAAGGUAACCAAGGAGAUGACGGCUAGCCAUAUCUUCGAGAACCUGUCCCCUGAGACAGUGGAGGAAAUGGUCCGCCUGGCUCGCAGCAACUGGUAUGGAACUGGGAGCUGUCUAACGGAUUUGCUUUCUGCUGCUGGGCACUUCGUCCUGGCCGAGGAGGCCCUACGGAAGGUAACCCGAAGCGCAUGA
This is a messenger RNA of Ectocarpus sp. CCAP 1310/34, 378 nucleotides long. The record is from the annotation of a GenBank genome assembly. Lineage: Eukaryota; Phaeophyceae; Ectocarpales; Ectocarpaceae.